Messenger RNA from Arvicola amphibius (Eurasian water vole), 1161 nucleotides. It is a transcript of the gene Pmvk, whose product is annotated as phosphomevalonate kinase. The record is from RefSeq and is a predicted model, not a curated record. Gene Ontology annotation, cellular component: cytoplasm. The coding region runs from base 232 to 810 and encodes 192 amino acids. The transcript is spliced from 5 exons. NCBI's taxonomy places the organism in Eukaryota, Metazoa, Chordata, Mammalia, Rodentia, Cricetidae. Gene Ontology annotation, molecular function: phosphomevalonate kinase activity. Gene Ontology annotation, biological process: cholesterol biosynthetic process; isopentenyl diphosphate biosynthetic process, mevalonate pathway.
UCUAAGUGCGUGUGGUGCGGGGUGGACUCCUAGACACGAGGACGUGAGGCUCUUUCCCUUCCGCCUUCUCUAGCUCUUUCUCGGCGCGCGGCUUCGACUUGGGCUAAGUGGUGCGGAGAGGGGGCGGGGUACCUCCUCCCUUCUGCCCUACUGGAUGCGUCCACUUUGUGCUUGACUGGAAUUCAGGGGUCCGAAGUGUCAGCUUUAGGCCUGGUGAAGCGUGGUGACCCCAUGGCCCCUCUCGGAGGCGCCCCGCGGCUGGUGCUGCUGUUUAGCGGGAAGAGAAAAUCCGGGAAGGACUUCGUGACCGAGGCGCUGCAGAGCAGACUUGGAGGUAACGUCUGUGCGGUCCUGCGGCUCUCUGGCCCACUCAAGGAGCAGUAUGCUCGGGAGCAUGGCUUGGACUUCCAGCGACUCCUGGACGCCAGCACCUACAAGGAAGCCUAUCGAAGGGACAUGAUCUGUUGGGGGGAGGAGAAGCGCCAGGCCGACCCAGGCUUCUUCUGCCGGAAGGUUGUGGAAGGCGUGUCCCAGCCUAUCUGGCUGGUGAGUGACACACGGAGGGUGUCUGACAUCCAGUGGUUUCAGGAGGUCUAUGGGACUGUGACACAGACAGUCCGAGUCAUAGCGUCGGAGCAGAGCCGGCAGCAGCGGGGCUGGGUGUUCACACCAGGAGUGGAUGAUGCCGAGUCAGAGUGUGGCCUGGACAACUUCGGGAGCUUUGACUGGGUCAUUGAGAACCACGGAGAUGCGCAGUGCCUGGAACAUCAGCUGGAGAACCUGCUGGGAUUUAUUCGUGCCAAACUUUAGUGAUCGGUCAGGCCUUAGGGGUGGGCAGAGACUGCUGCAUUGUGGCGAACCCUGGCUCUGCCAGAUGUGGGUCCCCCGUCUUGGCUGAGGUCACAGAGCAGACACAGUCUGAGGAAUGGGAGGAUGAACAUGGGCUGUGGACAUGUUUGGAAACCUCUGGUGUGAUGUCUUCCCUGGAGAGGUCACCCUGCCUUCAGGACAUUUACAGGGCGGGGGGGGGGGCAUCAGUUUUGCUUGAGACAGGAACAUUACCAUGCCCACGGGUGUCCAGCCCUGCUGAGCUGGGAUGGUUUCGCUUCCCUGUGUGUAUGCUUUCGGCCCUGGAGUCCUAAUAAACCUCCUUGGAACACA